AUAGAGAACAUCAAGCUAUGCAAACACAUACCCGAGGCCGACGUGGGGGAGUUGUGUAGCAAGGUGAUUGAGUUGCUUAUCGAAGAAGCCAAUAUACAACAAGUGGAUACUCCUGUGACUAUCUGCGGCGAUAUCCAUGGCCAGCUCCAUGAUUUGAUAACACUAUUCAAGACUGGUGGUGAAUGUCCAGGCACCCAGUACUUAUUUUUAGGAGACUUUGUAGACCGAGGCUUCUAUUCACUCGAAAGCUUUUUGCUUUUGAUGGCACUUAAAGUGCGGUACCCCGACCGUAUCACUCUCAUUCGAGGAAAUCAUGAAUCAAGACAGAUUACUACCGUAUAUGGAUUCUACGAUGAAUGUGUGAGGAAGUACGGUUCUGUCAACGUCUGGCGCUAUUGCUGCGAAGUUUUCGACUACUUGUCACUAGGAGCCAUUGUAGGAGGUAGAGGCGGUGUAUUCUGUAUUCACGGCGGCUUGAGUCCAGACAUCGACACCGUAGACCAGAUCCGUAUACUCGAUCGUAAACAGGAGGUACCGCACGAGGGUGGUAUGUGCGACUUGCUUUGGUCAGACCCUGAGGAUGUGCCUGGUUGGGCUAUCAGCCCGCGUGGAGCAGGCUUCUUAUUUGGCGAGAACGAGGUCAAGACCUUCCUACAUACCAACAACAUCUCAUUGAUUGCGCGAGCGCAUCAGUUGGUGAUGGAAGGGUACAAGGAGAUGUUCAACCAGGGCUUAGUCACGGUGUGGUCAGCACCUAAUUACUGCUAUCGGUGUGGGAACAUCGCCUCUGUGCUCACUGUCGACGAUAACCUCAAUCGUGAGUACAAGGUGUUUGAAGCUGCGACGCAGGACGUCAGCAACAUUCCUUCCAAGAAGCCUGCCAUAGACUAUUUCAUAUGA
Scheffersomyces stipitis CBS 6054 is the source of this 900-nucleotide messenger RNA. It is a transcript of the gene PPH3, whose product is annotated as phosphoprotein phosphatase PP4 catalytic subunit. The record is from RefSeq and is a predicted model, not a curated record. NCBI's taxonomy places the organism in Eukaryota, Fungi, Ascomycota, Pichiomycetes, Serinales, Debaryomycetaceae. Gene Ontology annotation, cellular component: cytoplasm; nucleus. The transcript has a single exon. Gene Ontology annotation, biological process: peptidyl-serine dephosphorylation; double-strand break repair via homologous recombination. Gene Ontology annotation, molecular function: protein serine/threonine phosphatase activity. The annotation marks the transcript as partial.